This is a messenger RNA of Penicillium mononematosum, 873 nucleotides long. RefSeq names its product mitochondrial 54S ribosomal protein uL24m. The record is from RefSeq and is a predicted model, not a curated record. The coding region runs from base 1 to 873 and encodes 290 amino acids. Gene Ontology annotation, biological process: translation. The transcript has 2 exons. NCBI's taxonomy places the organism in Eukaryota, Fungi, Ascomycota, Eurotiomycetes, Eurotiales, Aspergillaceae. Gene Ontology annotation, molecular function: RNA binding; structural constituent of ribosome. Gene Ontology annotation, cellular component: mitochondrion; ribosome.
AUGCGAGACUCUGGUCUCCAACGCACUACAUAUGGUGGUCAGGAGGCUUCCAUCUUGCACCCGCCGCGCCUCCCUAAGCAAGAACAGCGGAGGCAUGUCCUCUUCGCCGAAGGUGACCGGGUCUGCGUUGUGCGAGGACGGGACCAGGGAAAGAUCAAUGUGAUUCAGCAGGUCAACCGGGACAGUGAGACUGUCCUUAUCAAGGAUAUCAACAUGGCCGACGUCAUCAUUCCUGAAUGGGCCAAAGACAGAAUGGGACACGCAGGUGAUACCCAACCGCAGCCUUUCCCCGUCUCCUUCGACGACAUCCGACACGUCAUUCCGCUUGAAGACACAAAGACUGGAAAACUGCAGAAUGUCAUUGUCCAGCACGCUUAUGCCGCUGGGCCGUACCACGACCGAGGCGAACACAGCAAGCUCCCAAAAUACACUCGCUAUGUCUCCGGCUUGGACAUCGAAAUCCCUUGGCCAUUGGAGGACGAGCCUGUCAUCACCGACGGCGACAUGGACACAACACGAAUGGCGGUUGAGGUCAGCACAUUCUCACCCACACUAGAACAGCCACCUAUGCCAACAACCGUCAUUGAUGAGCUGCGCAACAAAUACUCCAGAUUCCGCACUCGACACGAUCCGGAAUACCUGAGAGAGAAGAUGAGGGAGGACUACCGCAAGGAAUACAGAAACACUGUCUCCAUGAUGACACCGCAGACAGAUGCCAAAAACAUGCGGAUUGCUCGACUUGCGGAAGCGAGGAAGGCGAACUUUGAUGCCGAAGGGAAUGGGAUAUUGUCAGCGGAUGCCAUCAACUUCAUUAACAACCACCUCCAAAACGCCACAAAGACCAAGAAGUCAAAAUCCAAGCAGGCUGCUUGA